AAACAUGCAGAGCCUCUGUUCCCCCUCCCAAAGGUAGCAUGCUAAGACAAAUUCGAAAAGAAGACAGAAGCAAAUCGGCAAGCAUAGAGAGACAAGUGAAGACCAAACUGAAAACACCAUGUUGCGUUCACCGUCGGAAUAUUACAACAUGCUUUACAUUUACGGACAGUGCAACGGUAACGCGGAACUCGCUGCCGAGCGGUACCGCGAGACCUGCGGUGUCACCGCGAAUGCACCGAGUGCUCACUGCUUCCGAAGCCUGGCUGCACGGGCCUACACCACCGGCUCGCUGAUGCCAGAGAGAAGAAAUACCGGCUACUCCACCCGUUCUUCUGCGUUACAGGAAGAGCGAGUUCUUGCAGAAUUUGAACGAGACAACACCGCCAGCAUACGCGAGAUCAGCCGACGCACCAAUGUUAACCGAUCAACCGUACAUCGGAUCCUAAAGGAUCAGGAUUAGGAUAAACUACUCUAAGUCCUAAACUACAACAGUACACCAUUAUUUUUUGGAAAAUGAUAAAAAUUGCGAGGAUGAAAAUUACCAGAAGCCGAAUAUUAUAAAAUGAUUAUGAAAUUCGGGCCGUGCUUGCGACUCUGAUUUAAUUUUGCGAAACUAUUCGGUGGUGCACCGAUGCGGAUGCGAACUGUAUACAGCUGCUACAAGAGGUAGUGUACAUACACGUUGCACUGUUUAGUACAGAGACUGACGUAUUCGCUCUGUGUAACGUUACAAAUGAAAUUCCAUAAGGUGAUAUGGCGAGAAACGUUAUAAAUCAAAGGUGCACCUGUACGUACUGCUGCAGGGUUUGUUUCAUUUUAUUUUUUUCUCUUGAUUGUUCGAUAUCAGAUACGAUGGUCAGUGUAUAAUUUCAAUAGAUCACUAAAAUAGUUACCUCAGAAUGUGGCAAAUAAAUACAAUAAGAUGUAA
Osmia lignaria (orchard mason bee) is the source of this 928-nucleotide messenger RNA. RefSeq lists its product as uncharacterized. Lineage: Eukaryota; Metazoa; Arthropoda; Insecta; Hymenoptera; Megachilidae. The record is from RefSeq and is a predicted model, not a curated record.